This is a messenger RNA of Lacerta agilis (Sand lizard), 2329 nucleotides long. It is a transcript of the gene BTBD3, whose product is annotated as BTB domain containing 3. Bases 506 to 2080 code for a protein of 524 amino acids. The transcript has 4 exons. Gene Ontology annotation, biological process: neurogenesis; dendrite morphogenesis; cerebral cortex development. Gene Ontology annotation, cellular component: cytosol. The record is from RefSeq and is a predicted model, not a curated record. Gene Ontology annotation, molecular function: protein binding. NCBI's taxonomy places the organism in Eukaryota, Metazoa, Chordata, Lepidosauria, Squamata, Lacertidae.
UGCCUUUCUACUUAAACCGAUCAUUAAAUGAGAGUGCAGCCACCGGCUCUUUAAUAUUAGAGCUAUAUGCACACUGUGUCGCUGUGCUGCUGGUCCAAUCGCUCUUUGUGACUUCAGCUAUUGGCUCAGAACGCUGCUUGUCUGACUCCAUCUGCAGGGCUCUAACACCUCCUGCACUCAGAUCCAUUCAACACACAACUCGCGCCAGCUGACAAGCAGGCAGCAGCAGCAGCAUAUCUUGCUCUCCUACUUUGUUUUGCCACACAACAAAGCUCUCUCGCAAGCAAAUGAAGCUGGGAGUCAUGAUGGGGAGGAGUUUGACAGAUCAAGUAUUGGAUCAAACUUAAAAAGCUAAUACCUUAAUUCAGCAUACUGGGAAAAAAGGUCACCUUGCCUUGCUGGAAAAAGAAACACACAAUCUCAGCCUUGCAGCUCUGUUCGGUACCUUUCUGCUUGCCUCUGUUCUACUUAGUUAGGCUAUCUGAUUACACAGACAAGGAUACUCAUGGUAGAUGACAAGGGAAAGAACAUGAAAUGUCUCACCUUCUUCUUGAUGCUUCCAGAGACAGUUAAGAACAGGUCCAAGAAAAGCUCCAAGAAGGCAAGCAGUAGCAGUGGCGGCAGCAGCAGCAGCAGCAAGUUACCUCCAGUUUGCUAUGAAAUCAUUACCUUGAAGACUAAAAAGAAGAAGAAGAUGGCUGCUGAUAUUUUCCCCCGAAAGAAGCCGGCGAACAGUAACACCACUGCUGUCCAGCAAUACCACCAGCAAAACAUCAAUAACAACAACAUCAUCCCAGCUCCAAACUGGCAAGGACUGUACCCCACCAUCCGAGAAAGAAAUGCAGUAAUGUUCAACAAUGACUUGAUGGCAGAUGUUCAUUUUGUGGUUGGUCCACCAGGUGGGACCCAGCGGUUGCCAGGACACAAAUAUGUCUUAGCUGUUGGAAGCUCUGUAUUCCAUGCAAUGUUUUAUGGAGAGCUUGCUGAGGACAAAGAUGAAAUCCGUAUACCAGAUGUGGAGCCUGCUGCUUUCCUCGCUAUGCUGAAAUACAUAUAUUGUGAUGAAAUUGACUUGGCUGCGGAUACAGUUCUGGCAACUCUUUACGCUGCCAAGAAGUACAUCGUUCCUCAUCUUGCCCGUGCAUGUGUUAACUUCCUGGAGACGAGUCUGAGUGCAAAAAACGCUUGUGUACUGCUCUCCCAGAGCUGUUUAUUUGAGGAACCAGACCUGACUGAGCGCUGCUGGGAAGUGAUUGAUGCCCAGGCAGAGCUGGCUUUGAAAUCGGAAGGCUUCUGUGACAUUGAUUUUCAAACACUCGAAAGCAUCCUCCAGAGGGAGACCCUGAAUGCCAAAGAAAUUGUGGUUUUUGAAGCUGCUCUCAGUUGGGCCGAAGUAGAGUGUCAACGCCAAGAACUACCUGCCAGCAUAGAAAACAAGCGCAAAGUCCUUGGGAAGGCACUCUAUCUCAUCCGCAUCCCUACAAUGGCGCUUGAUGACUUUGCAAAUGGUGCUGCUCAGUCCGGAAUCCUGACCCUCAAUGAAACAAACGAUAUCUUCCUUUGGUACACGGCUGCCAAAAAGCCAGAACUGCAGUUUGUGAGCAAUGCCCGGAAAGGCCUUGUCCCGCAACGCUGCCACCGCUUCCAGUCUUGUGCCUACCGCAGCAACCAGUGGCGCUACAGGGGCCGUUGUGAUAGCAUACAGUUUGCUGUUGACAAGAGAGUUUUCAUUGCUGGCUUCGGGCUCUAUGGCUCCAGCUGUGGAUCGGCCGAAUACAGUGCCAAGAUUGAACUCAAACGGCAAGGCGUUAUCCUAGGACAAAACUUGAGCAAGUACUUCUCUGACGGAUCUAGCAACACUUUCCCAGUGUGGUUUGAGUACCCCGUGCAGAUCGAGCCAGAUACCUUUUACACAGCUAGUGUGAUUCUGGAUGGAAAUGAACUCAGUUAUUUUGGACAGGAAGGGAUGACAGAAGUUCAGUGUGGCAAAGUAACUGUGCAGUUCCAGUGCUCUUCAGACAGUACCAAUGGCACUGGGGUUCAGGGUGGGCAGAUUCCAGAACUUAUCUUUUAUGCCUGAAAGAAGAUGGGUUCCACAACAUGGAGAGUGCUGUUCUGUGGUGUAUAUGUCUGGUCCAGACCUGUUUGAUACUUACCUUGCUGUCUGCAGAUAGGUGAUCAGUACAGGUAAUAUGUUCCUGAAUGAAGUGAACAGCUUAAUGCUUGCUGUUCUUUUAUAGCUUAAGUGUAAAAUUCUUUUUACUGGGAGCUCCCAGGAACAAGCAAAUUAGCAAAUUAUAAAAGUCAAGAGUUUCACAGCCUUACCACA